Molecule: messenger RNA, 3975 nt
Organism: Penicillium waksmanii
Lineage: Eukaryota; Fungi; Ascomycota; Eurotiomycetes; Eurotiales; Aspergillaceae
Product: ABC transporter ATP-binding protein
Exons: 2
Coding region: 1-3975 (1324 amino acids)
Biological process (GO): transmembrane transport
Cellular component (GO): membrane
Molecular function (GO): ATP binding; ATP hydrolysis activity; ABC-type transporter activity
Source: RefSeq, a predicted model, not a curated record
AUGGGAAUCCUCUCAAAGAUGGCGGGUUACCCCCGCAUGAUCCUUGCUGGAGGUCCUUCAAAGAUCGAGCUGGGAAUGCUGUUCGUCGGCUUUGUUGCUGCUUGCGCAUCUGGUGUCCCAUUCCCUUUGAUUGGCAUUCUCUUCGGUCAAUUACUCGAUGACUUCAAUGAGGCUACCUGUAACGCCUCCGCUGGGACUGCGACUGCCGCAUCUAAUUCCUCAGAGCAAGGCGAUAUCAACUCCAAAAUUUUGAUCAUCUUCUACCUGGCCAUCGCGCAAUUCUUCACAAUCUACAUUCACCUUUCCUGCUGGACCACCUACGGCGCACGUUUAGCGCAGAGACUUCGUGAAAGAUACCUACAGAACUUGCUGCGACAAGAACCAUCAUUUUUCGACAAUCUUCCUCCUGGUGAGGUCGCCUCGCGAUUGAACACGGACAUCCAGACAAUUCGCUCAGGAUCAUCCGAAAAAGUCGGAAUCUGUAUUUCAAGUUUCUCCUUCUUCGUUACGGCCUACAUCGUCGCCUUUAUCAAACAAUCUGUGCUGGCGGCUAUGCUCAUCUCGCUGAUUCCCGCCUACUUCUUGAUGUCAUUUAUCGGAAGUUACUACAUCGAGAAGUACUCUGCCCGCGUAUCGGAUUAUGCUGCGUCUGCCGCCUCGAUUGCCUCCGAGGCACUUUCAAAUAUUGUCGUCGUCCAUGCCUUUGGUGCAAAUACUCGCUUGGAAGAGAAGUUUUCCAAAGCUCUCAAGGAGAGUGAGCGCGAAGGAAUGAAGAAGGCUACCGCUAUUGGUGUCCAAGCUGGAUUCCUGUACUUCAUUGCUUACUCGGCAAACGGCCUAGCUUUCUGGCAGGGAAGUAGGAAGGUUGCGGAGUCAGUAGAUGAUUCCAAUGUCGGCUCUACCGUUGGUUCGGUGUUCACCGUCAUCUUCAUUCUAGUUGAAGCUACUUUACUCCUAAGCCAAGUCGCACCAUUCCUCCACCUUUUCACUGCCGCAGUUGCCUCAUACGAGAAGCUUCGUGGAGAUAUGGAACGUGAACCUCAGAUCGAUGGUACUACCGACGCGGGUAUUCGUCUUACUGAGGCACAAGGAGGAUUUGAAUUCAACAAUGUCUCAUUCUCCUACCCAUCUCGACCCGAAAUCACUGUUCUCGAUAAAAUCAGCCUAAGCAUCCCAGCAAACAAACACACAGCCCUUGUUGGCCUCUCGGGAAGUGGCAAGUCGACUAUUGCUGGUCUUGUCACACGAUUGUACGAUCCAAACCAAGGAGAGAUUCUGUUCGAUGGACAUAAUCUGCGGGAUAUCAAUACGCGUGAUCUGAGAAGUUUCCUUAGCCUGGUGCAGCAGGAGCCAUCACUCCUAGAUCGCUCGCUUCUGGAAAACAUCGCUCAUGGUUUGAUGAGUUCCAGUAACCCCGAGCACAAGGAGCUGAAGGCUGCACUUGUAGCAUCUGAUCUUGAGGGCCUUGCCAGUGAAGUCAGAGAUGGCAUGGAUUUGAUGACCGCUGCCGAAAUUCGUGGAGCCGAGGUUGUCAAAAUCGUGAAACUUGUUCAAGAAGCUGCUGUUCUCGCAGACGCAGACGGUUUUAUUUCCGCUCUCGACUAUGGCUAUGCUACUAGUGUUGGUUCCAGUGGUCGUUUGAUCAGCGGUGGUCAAAAGCAACGUGUAUCUCUCGCAAGAGCUCUGAUCAGAGACCCCACGGUGCUCAUCCUUGACGAAGCUACCGCCUCCCUCGACUCCCGAACUGAGCGUCGCAUCCAAGACGCUAUCAACAGAAUUUCCAGCGGCAGAACUAUGAUCACAAUUGCUCAUCGUCUAUCAACAAUCACCAACGCCGACAACAUUAUUGUCAUGCACAAGGGACAUAUUGUGGAACAAGGCACUCAUUCAGAGUUGAUGGCUAUGAAUGGAACCUAUGCCAACCUCAUCUAUAUGCAGGGACUUGGUGGUAGCUCCGGAAAGACCGACACCAGUGUUAGCAUUGACAGUGUGAGCAAGUCCGACCAGAGUUCUUUCACAGACACAGAAAUUGAGAAGAGCGGUUCCAAUGAUAUCGCACCCGACGAGAAACGCAAGGCCUCUGCAACUGAAAUCCAGGUUUCCGCUGCUCCAGAAGAAGAGGAAGAGCCGGAGGCCCCCAAGAAAUCAAUUUGGGCUAUUCUGCGCGGAUAUGGUCCAGCUCUAAAGUCGCACUUGUUGAUCUUUUUCGUGGCUUUGAUCGGAUCUGUCAUUGUUGGCGGAGCGUUCUCCGGCGAGGCUGUCAUUUUCGGCAAUACAGUCGGAAGCUUGAAUCCUUGCAAAAGCGCGGAUAGUAUCCGGUCAAGUGGUAACUUCUUUGGACUUAUGUUCUUCGUUCUUGCUAUUAUUGAGUUCUUCUCAAACCUUGUCAGCUGGGCAGGGUUUGGAUGGGUCUCAGAAAAGAUGGUUUAUACCGUCCGCGUUCUGUCUUUCCGCUCACUCUUCGAGCAAGAUCUGCAAUGGCACCAGUCCAAGGGCCGAACACCGGCUCUGCUUCUCUCUUAUAUCACCCGAGAUGGAAAUGCUUUGGCUGGCUUGAGUGGUUCGGUCAUUGGAACCUUGAUUUCGAUCACAGUCAAUCUUAUUGCUGCAAUUAUCCUGACGCACAUCAUCGCCUGGAAGAUUGCACUGGUUUGUCUGGCGCUAGUGCCUCUUCUCUUGGGAGCAGGCCUCAUGGAGCUCCACGUUCUGGGUAAAUUCGAAGAAAAACACGAAACCGCAUACACAAAGUCAGUCGAUAUUGGCGUGGAAGCUAUUACUUCUAUCAAAACAAUCGCUUCGCUCUCUCUUGAAAAGGAUAUCCUCAAGAGCUACCGAAAGUCUUUGAAGGGUCCCCGGAAGGAGACCCUAAGAGUCACCCUCCAUGCCAGUCUCUGGCAAGCAACAACAUAUUUCUUAGGAAAUUGCGUUAAUGCUUUGGCGUACUGGUGGGGUGCUAAGCAAAUUAUUGCGGGCACUUACACUCAAACUCAAUUUUUAAUUGUUGUUUUCUCUCUCCUUGUCAGUGCUCUUCUCUGGAGUCAAAUGUUCGCCCUCGCACCUGAACUUACAAAUGCUCGGAAUGCGAUGGCUCGCAUCCUUGGCCUAAUUGAACUUGGAUCUGAAAAAAUGAGUGGAAAGGUGCCAAGUCACGAUGAGACUGAUCGCUUGAAUAAUAACGACCCCGAAGCAACUGCAGAGCCGAAGCCUAUUAUUUCCGAUGGUCAAGCUUCGGGUGUUCAGUUCCACGAUGUUCACUUUGCGUACCCAGCUCGUCCAGAUAUGAAGGUUCUCAACGGAUUGAACAUUGACAUCCGACCGGGCAAAUUUGCUGCUCUGGUUGGACCUAGUGGUGCCGGAAAAUCGACAAUCAUUUCGCUCGUUGAGCGUCUCUAUACACCAGAAGCCGGAUCCAUUCUUGUGGAUGGCUUUGAUGUGACCAAGGGACAUAGCGUCUCUUUCCGUGACACUAUCUCGCUCGUGCCUCAAGAGAGCGUGCUCUUUGAAGGAACCAUUGAGUUCAAUAUCAGCCUUGGUGCCGCACCUGGACGUGAUGUUACCUUGGCCGAAAUUGAAGAGGCCUGCAGGCUUGCAAACAUUCAUGAGACUAUCAUCGGUUUGCCAGAUGGGUAUCAGACUAUGUGUGGACCUAAUGGAAGUCAAUUCUCGGGAGGUCAGAAGCAACGCUUGUCGAUUGCUCGUGCUCUUGUUCGCAGGCCAAAGCUAUUGAUUCUUGAUGAGUCAACCAGUGCUUUGGAUGCAGAGUCUGAGAAGCUUUUGCAAGAUGGCCUUGAGAAGGCCGCGAGAGGCAUCACUGUCAUUGCCAUCGCCCAUCGUUUGCGUACGAUCAGAAAGGCAGAUGUCAUUUUCCUGAUCGAAGCCGGUCAAUGCGUUGAUCAUGGAUCGCAUGAACAGUUGCUCGAGAGAUCGGAGAGUUAUCGGGCUAAUGUUAUGCAUCAAACAGUGGCCACGGAAUGA